UUCACAAUAUUUUUAAAGCAAUUGAGUUGGUAAUUUUUUAUGGGUUUAUCGUCUAAGCCCACCACUCCCAUUACUUUAAUAACCCCAUAACAGUUAACAACUUGCUGUUUGUGAGUCUAUAUUUAUCCAUUCUUAAGCCCUUUACAAAGGAAACCCGUUUUAUCAAAUCCUAUACCCAAAUGCAUUGGUUUCAAGAAGAAGAAGAAAAAAAUCCCCAUACCAACCGCAAAAAUCACCAACCAUCUUGCACCGCCGCUGCGCCGCCCAGCCACUCCACGCCGGCGACGCUUCUGGACCAGCUGGUGGCAUUAGAUUAUUCAGCACUAAGUGACUACUGUAUUCUUUCUUGCCUAGCCAGCCUGAAAGCAUUGGAAUAUAUAUAUUUAUCUGAUGACAACAACCCAAGUAAGAAUUCAUGAUAUGGAAGUUGAAGGAGAAGAAAGAUCAGAAAACGAUGGCUGGAAACCAAAAUAUGUUAAAGAAGCAAAAAUGCAACUACGGUUAGGAGGGCCUCUUAUAGCAGUUAGUUUGUUGCAGUACAGCUUACAAAUUGUUUCAGUGAUGUUCACUGGUCAUUUAGGAGAGCUGCCUCUUUCUGGUGCUUCCUUGGGAUCUUCCUUUGCUGCAGUCACUGGUUUCUAUGUCCUGCUAGGUAUGGGAAGCGCAUUAGAGACUCUAUGUGGACAAGCCUAUGGAGCAAAACAGUACCACAUGCUUGGUGUUCACACACAGCGAGCUAUACUAACCCUCCUAGCCUUAAGCAUUCCUCUAGCAAUAAUUUGGUAUAAUACAAGCACCAUUCUCAUACUUCUACACCAAAACCAUGAAAUAGCUACUGAAGCUGGAGUUUUCAAUCGUUGGAUGAUCCCAAGCCUUUUUGCCUAUGGUAUUCUUCAAUGCCUAAACAGAUUUUUACAAACACAAAACAACAUUAUUCCUAUGUUGAUAGGCUCUGGAUUCACAGCUUUGCUACAUGUUCUUGUGUGUUGGGUUCUUGUGUUUAAAAUCAAACUUGGGAUUAAAGGAGCUGCCUUGGCAAUUAACAUUUCUAAUUGGGUUAAUGUGCUUUUGUUUGCGAUUUAUGUAAGAUUCUCUCCAGCUUGCAAGAAAACUUGGACUGGGUUUUCAAAAGAAGCCUUGCAUGAUAUUCCCAGCUUCCUAAAGCUAGCAGUUCCUUCAGCAAUUAUGAUAUGCUUAGAAUAUUGGUCAUUUGAAAUGGUUGUUCUCUUAGCAGGACUUCUCCCAAAUCCAACACUGGAGACAUCGGUGUUAUCAAUAUGCCUGAACACAUGUUGGUUGGUUUAUAUGGUUUCUGUUGGUCUUGGUGGUACUAUAAGUACAAGAGUGUCAAAUGAAUUGGGUGCUGGGAGCCCAUAUGGUGCACGUUUGGCUCUUCGUGUGAUGAUCAUAGUUGCUCUCUCAGAGGGUACAAUAAUAGCAAUUACUACAAUUUUGGUGCGCAAUGUCUGGGGAAAGCUUUAUAGCAAAGAGGAAGAAGUUAUCAGAUACGUUGCUAAAAUGAUGCUACUGCUUGCAUUAUCAGACUUCUUGGAUGGAUUCCAAUGUGUUCUUUCAGGGGCUGCUAGAGGAUGUGGGUGGCAAAAUCUAUGUUCAUUUAUAAAUCUUGGUGCUUACUAUCUUGUCGGAAUUCCUUCUGCCGUGCUCUUUGCUUUCGUCUUCCAUUUUGGAGGCAAAGGGCUUUGGAUGGGCAUCAUAUGUGGACUUUCUGUUCAAGUUGUGGCACUUGUUAUAGUAAACUUACGAGCUGAUUGGAAAAAAGAGGCAAAUAAAGCUAUGCGUGGUGCUCAAAGAGGUGGCAGCGUAAUUGUUGAGGAAGAGGAACUAUAGAUUUGAUUUUCACUUUUCAUUACACACCAAGAAAAUAAAUUGUUGAUAAAUAAUUCUCUUUUUUGAGUAAUAAAAGGAAGUGCUUUACUUGUAAAAUAAAUAAAUAAAUUAUAGCUCUUGUUGAGAUUUAAAGUUUCAAGUUAGCUUA
Messenger RNA from Quercus robur (English oak), 1996 nucleotides. Its product is annotated as protein DETOXIFICATION 16-like. The transcript has 9 exons. Bases 391 to 1848 code for a protein of 485 amino acids. Gene Ontology annotation, biological process: xenobiotic detoxification by transmembrane export across the plasma membrane. Gene Ontology annotation, cellular component: membrane. The record is from RefSeq and is a predicted model, not a curated record. NCBI's taxonomy places the organism in Eukaryota, Viridiplantae, Streptophyta, Magnoliopsida, Fagales, Fagaceae. Gene Ontology annotation, molecular function: xenobiotic transmembrane transporter activity; antiporter activity.